AUGAGUCAGUCUGAGGAGAAAGACGUGGGAGUCCCUCCUGCCAACACCACUCAGUGUGAAGGACAUGGCGGCAAGACGGAGGCUCACGAGAGCUCAGAUUCUUCAAGCAGUGUGUCCAUGAGAAGUGACUCGUCUAUGGCUCCACCUUUGGCUUUUAAACAGCCAGAUUCUUAUUCAGACAACCAGCAGCAGUUUGGUGCUGCAGAGCGCAGCCAGUCCUCUUCGUGGCCCAGCAGUGUGUCCAUGAAGAGUGACAUGUCCAUGAUGCAACCUGUGGUUUUUAAACAGAGACAUUCAUAUUCGGAAAUUGAGCCUCAGAUUUUAGAAUCUCCUGCUCAAAGCUUUGGCUCUGCAGAGGGCGACCUGUCGAUGGAUCUCCUUUUUGAUUAUGAACAGCAAAAACCUUAUUCAAAGCUACAUUAUGGAGCAGGACAAAGUUUCCCCCCACAGAUGGACGCAAACGCUUCACUGGACGAUAUAUUCAAGUCUCUUGAGGUGAACAUUUUUUGCUAUGUGCGGAACGAGCUGAAGAGGUUCCAGAGAGUUCUAGAGACACAAUGGAUGGAUGAAGAGGAGGAAGAAAGAAGGAGCAUCGGAGAGGCAUUUCUGAAGAUCACACAGCACUUCCUGCACACAAUGAAUCAGAAGAAACUGGCUGACUGUCUGCAGAGCAAAACUCUUGGUGCCAUGUGCCAACGUAAACUCAAAUCAAACCUGAAGAACAAGUUUCAGUGUGUGUUUGAGGGAAUCCCUAAAGCAGGACAUCCGACACUCCUGAAUCAGAUGUACACGGAGCUCUACAUCACAGAGGGAGGAACAGUGGAGGUCAAUGAUCAACACGAGAUCAGACAGAUUGAAUCAGCAGCCGGGAAACCAGCUGCACCAGAAACAAUAAUCAGAUGUGAAGACAUCUUUAAACCCUCACCUGAAAGAGAUGAACNCACAAGCACUGGACAACUUGUCAAGACAGAGGGUAAAAUGAAUGUUUCAAAUUACAGGGAAAUCCUGGAGGAUGACCUGAUGCAGUCUGUAAGAGAAGUGUGA
Stegastes partitus (bicolor damselfish) is the source of this 1044-nucleotide messenger RNA. RefSeq lists its product as uncharacterized. NCBI's taxonomy places the organism in Eukaryota, Metazoa, Chordata, Actinopteri, Pomacentridae. Bases 1 to 1044 code for a protein of 347 amino acids. The record is from RefSeq and is a predicted model, not a curated record. The transcript has 8 exons.